Aspergillus fumigatus Af293 is the source of this 1941-nucleotide messenger RNA. Its product is annotated as DUF2985 domain-containing protein. NCBI's taxonomy places the organism in Eukaryota, Fungi, Ascomycota, Eurotiomycetes, Eurotiales, Aspergillaceae. The record is from RefSeq and is a predicted model, not a curated record.
AUGGAUCGCAUAGAGCCUGUGGGCGGCUCUUCCGAUGCCUCUGAGGACCACCACCUGCCUUCUUCCAACGAUCCGAGACCUGGAGCGACAACGUCAUAUCUCCGACCGCGUGCCCCAUCACUCCGCUCGCGCCGUCCAAGUAUCCGCAUCCAACGCCCACCCUCCGUCAAUAGUCUCAAUAUACAGGCGCAAGUGAAUGCGGACAAGAGUAAUGCGUCGAACGUGGGAUGUGACAAUGCAUUAAACCCUCGAAGAAAUUCUCAAAUCUCAGGGCCCGACGGUACCAGAGCCGCUCAGAAUGAUGGAACUCCCAAUGGUGGCGAUGGAGACGAUGGCGAUACUGUCUGGCAGGGUCGCCGGCGUAGCAGUUCUGAGCCUCGUCCAGGUCGUUGGUCGGGAUCCUCCUCGUUCGUCCCGCCACUGUUGACGGUAGGGGAUCAGGCGAACGUGAUGCCCAUGUAUUCUCUGAAGGAGGAGCCGUCAAGCCCUCACAGUCCAGUUGCCGAGCUUCCCUCUUCCCAGCCCUUUUCGACAGCACACCUUGAGCCUCCACCGGUAAUUCCAAGAAGAGGAAGUCGGAAUGUCUUGCGUCGGACUAGCGAAGCAGCUCUCAAUCGAUUCUCGCGCAAUCGCGCGUCAACUGUCAAUGGCGCUGUUCCUGUAACGCCGCCUCCGAACCCGGAUGUCAAUGAAUACCACCCUCACAUGGUAGAUGUGCUGGACGUUAUUGACCCCGAAGUAGCGGCUUUAUCUACCCUCACCAACGUGCAAAACUCUCUCUUUGUUCCCAAUUUAGGUAAUUGGGUCAACCGCAUGCCCACAUAUACCCUCUCGCCGCCAAGCUCUCGCGAUGAGUCAAGUACAGAGACAGAGGAGGGUGAAACAGCAGAAACGGACAUGAAGCAGACCCGUCCGAUGUUAGUCCACCGCCUCUCCUCUGUGUUAGACGAGGCCCCCGAGCGCCGAUUCGCUGUUCUCCCCGAAGAAAUGACCUUGGAAGGAUGGACAAAGGAAGAGUUGGAGGAGUUGAACGAUCGGGUCAGACAUAUGUUACAUUCGCGACGCUCUGCCUUCAAGCGGUCCAUGGUUGGGUUUGGUAAAUAUGUAUCGAAACCGCUGGGGUUUUUGGUUACUCUAUACGCAACUCUCAUCACCCUUUUUGGGCUUGCAUGGGUGCUUUUCCUUAUUGGCUGGAUCAAUGUGGGAGGAAGGCAACUAUACGUCAUCAAUGUCAUCGAUAACGUACUUGUGGCUUUAUUCGCGAUCAUGGGCGACGGGCUGGCCCCCUUCCGAGCCAUUGACACCUACCACAUGAUCUUUAUUGCGCACUACACCUUUUUAACCUGGAAGAUCCGCAAGAAGCGCGACCUCCCCGCGCUCAGGGACAAGAACGAUCUCCCCGAGCGCCGCGAAGCAGACGUCGACGUCGAACUCGGCGACUCCCCCAAGGAUGGAGAGCACGAGUUCUCCGUGCUCAACCCCACCCAACAGCGCAAACUCAUGCACCAUCAAGAGAAAUUCGCCAAGUCCCAUACCUUCUACAAGCCUCAUGAAACAUACACCCACCACGCCUUCCCACUACGCCUCCUCAUCGCCAUCGUUGUCCUCCUCGACUGCCACUCCCUCUUCCAGAUCGCCCUCGGCGCUUGCACGUGGGGCAUCAACUACCACGUGCGCCCCUUCGCCCUCACAACUGUCAUCCUCUGCUGCUCCAUCACGUGUAACAUCACGGGCGGCGUCCUGAUCAUGAUCGGCGACCGCCGCACUCGCAAGAAGGACGUCGUCGAGCGCCUCUUCCGCCAGCAGCUCACCGAGGAAGCCGCCAAGAAAAUGCAGAAGAACAAACGCAAGGAGGAGAUGCGCAAAUCGAUCGAGCUGAGGAAGUCUUUGGAUCAGUCGCGCAAGUCGCUCGAUCAACGUCCGCUGAAGGUUACAUCAUAG